Vigna angularis (adzuki bean) is the source of this 1611-nucleotide messenger RNA. RefSeq names its product ribosomal lysine N-methyltransferase 4. Bases 83 to 1447 code for a protein of 454 amino acids. The transcript is spliced from 15 exons. Gene Ontology annotation, biological process: peptidyl-lysine monomethylation. The record is from RefSeq and is a predicted model, not a curated record. NCBI's taxonomy places the organism in Eukaryota, Viridiplantae, Streptophyta, Magnoliopsida, Fabales, Fabaceae. Gene Ontology annotation, molecular function: protein-lysine N-methyltransferase activity; protein binding.
UGCAGCAGAGUGAGUGAGCUAGGGAGAGGGCAGGGUCAACCACUUCGUAUGGUAACGACACGCGGCCAUUCGAAGUCGAGCAAUGCCACUUCGAGCUCGCACAGUAACUGCAAGCUUGCGGCGGUCUCUUCGUUGUCUCCACCUUAGCUUCUGUUCUUUCUCUCUGUCAAAACCUCAGUUUUCUGCCAAUUGUCACGAAUUUUUGCCGUGGUUGGAGCGGAAAGCUGAAUCUGCAGUUUCUUCCUCACUUUUCAUCGGCAAAUCUUCUUAUGGAAGGUCUCUGUUUGCUUCCAAGACAAUACAAACUGGAGAUUGCAUUUUAAAGGUUCCUUACAGAGUGCAAAUUACUGCUGAUAAUCUUCCUCCUGAAAUCAAAUCUUUGAUCGGUGAGGAAGUGGGAAAUAUUGCGAAACUUGCUAUUGUUAUUCUCGUUGAGAAGAAAAUGGGUCAGGGUUCUGAAUGGUAUCCUUAUAUCAGCCAUCUUCCGCAGCAAGGGGAGCAACACAAUACGGUAUUUUGGAAUGAAAGUGAGUUGGAGUUGAUUCAUCCAAGUUCAGUUUAUCAAGAAACUAUUGACCAUAAAUCUCAAAUUGAAAAGGAUUUUUUGACAAUCAAGCGUGUUUUUGAAUCUUUCGAUAUGAGUUUUGAAGAUUUUACCUUCAAGGACUUCAUGCAUGCAUGCACACUAGUUGGUUCUCGAGCAUGGGGAAGCACAAAGGGUUUAGCUCUGAUUCCAUUUGCAGAUUUCUUAAACCAUGAUGGACUUUCAGAAGCAAUUGUAAUGAGUGAUGACGACAAACAAUGCUCAGAAAUUAUUGCUGAUCGUGACUAUGCCCCUGGUGAACAGGUCCUAAUAAGAUAUGGAAAGUUUUCAAAUGCUACACUACUGCUGGACUUUGGUUUUUCAAUUCCAUACAACAUUUACGAUCAGGUUAAGGUCCAGUUUGAUGUACCUAAGCAUGACCCUUUGCAUGACAUGAAGUUGGAACUCUUGCAACGAAACAUUGUACCUCAUCCUGAAGAUAUGGAGGACUUGACAUAUCCUGUGAAUACCUUCAGUAUCAAGGAGGUGAAGUCGGAUAGAGGAAAAGGGAAGGGUCUUCCACAGUCACUUCGUGCGCUUGCUCGUGUUCUUUCUUGUGCCACAUCUCAGGAACUUGACGAUUUGGUCGAGGAAGCUGCUCAAAAUGAUGGAAGGCUGGCUAGGCGCCCUUUAAAGGAUAUCAGCAGAGAGAUACAAGCACACCUGAUGUUGUUAUCAGUAUUCAUCCAAUUAAUUGAGGAGCGCAAUGCGAUUAUUAUGUCACUGGGUUCUUGUCAUAGCCCUCUCUUUUGUGAAAGACUUCCUGUUAGAAGAAUAAUGGCUCAAGAUCUCCUACAUGGUGAGCUUCGCAUUCUCAAAUCUGCUUCUGCCUGGCUGGAGAACUACUGUGUCUCCUUGACUUGAUAGUCAUUAGUUACUGGCUGCAGCCACAGGAGUGUAUUGUUGGCGCCAACGAAGUAUCAGAAUAUUGACAAUAAUGCAUGCAACCUUUGAAAGUAUUCUUUCGAUCUUGUAGUUGUCAUUUUCUUACCAUUAAUUGAUUCUCGAUUGAAAUGAGUUGUUACAAA